AAACGACCUAAGCUUCUUGAUCCAAAUGCACCGAAACGACCGGCCAAUGCAUUUAUGCUUUUCUGUGACCUUCAACGAGAAAAUCUCAAAGAAGAACGAAAAGAGCUACAAAAGAAUAUGCCAGGAAGUGAGCAAGAAAUAGCACUGAGUAAUCUGACCAAGGCUCUGGGACAUCGAUGGCGGGGACUAACAGAAUCUGAACGUAAAUACUAUCAAAAUUUAUUUAAAGAGCAAGUCAAGCAAUAUGAUCUAGAACUGAGCAACUAU
Molecule: messenger RNA, 267 nt
Organism: Batrachochytrium dendrobatidis JAM81
Lineage: Eukaryota; Fungi; Chytridiomycota; Chytridiomycetes; Rhizophydiales
Exons: 1
Molecular function (GO): DNA binding, bending
Source: RefSeq, a predicted model, not a curated record